AUGGAAUCAUGUAAACCGGUUUCAACACCACUGGAACCUGGGACAAAGUUUUCAGAGUUGUCAAAUGAGGAUGAAAAAUUUGACACACAAACAUACCAGCAAGCGAUUGGAUGCCUAACCUAUCUUUCAGUGAUUUCAAGACCAGAUAUCUCAGCUGCAGUGGGAGCACUUUCACAAUUUAUGGCAAAACCUAGCAAAGAUCAUUGGAUCGGGGUGAAACGUGUAUUACGAUAUCUUAAAGGAACUUUAGAUUAUGGCCUGAAAUACUCAGCAGAUGAAAACCCUACACUAGUCGGUUAUUCAGACUCUGACUGGGCAGGAGAUAUUAAUACUCGUCGAUCAACAUCAGGUUAUGUAUUUCAAGUUGCUAAUAGCACAGUUAGUUGGUCGAGCAAAAGGCAGAGGACAGUCGCGAAGAGUUCAACAGAAGCAGAAUAUAUUGCGUUAAGUUUAGCCACGCAAGAAGCGAUAUGGUUACAAAGACCGUUAUAUGACGUUGGAUUUAAAAUCAGAAAACCGAUAACAAUCUUCGAAGACAACCAAGGAACAAUAGAAUUGGCGAAGAAUGCCAAAUAUCAUAAUAGAACGAAACAUAUUGACAUUUGCCAUCAUUUCGUUCGAGAACGCGUUCAGUCGAAGGAGAUCAAUGUAGUAUAUUGUCGAACAGAUGAUAUGAAAGCAGACAUACUAACAAAAGGAUUAGCAAGAUCAAGUUAUGAAAAGUUAAGGGACUUGAUUGGGAUUACAUUGAACAUUGUAAUUUAA
Molecule: messenger RNA, 765 nt
Organism: Paramuricea clavata
Lineage: Eukaryota; Metazoa; Cnidaria; Anthozoa; Malacalcyonacea; Plexauridae
Source: the annotation of a GenBank genome assembly